Molecule: messenger RNA, 384 nt
Organism: Trypanosoma cruzi
Lineage: Eukaryota; Euglenozoa; Kinetoplastea; Trypanosomatida; Trypanosomatidae
Product: 60S ribosomal protein L35, putative
Exons: 1
Coding region: 1-384 (127 amino acids)
Biological process (GO): maturation of LSU-rRNA from tricistronic rRNA transcript (SSU-rRNA, 5.8S rRNA, LSU-rRNA); translation
Cellular component (GO): cytosolic large ribosomal subunit; ribosome
Molecular function (GO): structural constituent of ribosome; mRNA binding
Source: RefSeq, a predicted model, not a curated record
AUGUCGCACCACGUCAAGAUCCGCGAUCUGCGCGAUAAGAGCAAGGAUGAGCUGUUGAAGCAGCUCAUGGAGUUCAAGAAGGAGCUCUCGCAGCUUCGCGUGGCGCAGCAGCUGAACAGCGCGGGUACCCGCCUCGGACGCAUCCGUCUGAUCCGCAAGAGCAUUGCCCGCAUUCUGACGGUGCUGAACCGGAACCAGCGCGAGAGCCUCCGCAAGGUUUACGCAGGCAGGAGGCUGCGCCUGGCAAUGCCCAAGGCUCUUCGUCCGAAGUUGACCCGUCGCCGUCGUCUCGCACUGAAGGACAAUGAGAAGAACCGCAAGACUCGCCGUCAGCUUCGUAUGGCCCGAAAGUUCCCCAGGCGUGUCUACGCUGUGAAGCUUUAG